AUGGCAUCGCAUGAGUUUGAUGGAAGCUUCUUACAAUCAUUGUCGAUAGAUGAUAGUAAUUAUGUAACGUCUCAAACUAGAUAUGAAGAAACUUACGAUAACGAUGAUGAUUACAUGGAAAUAGACAAUACGCUUGAUUUAGGUCCGCCACCAUCGAAUUAUGACACACCACCACCUGAGCAUGGAAAUGUAGAUCGGUUGACACCUACUACGAGAUUACAGGAAUAUAUUGCGUCGCCGUUCCAAUCAACCCCCAUAAGUAAGGACGAAGGUGCAAAUUUAGGUGGCAUGAAAAGCUUUUUCAUGAAGAAGGAGGACGAAGAUAACAGCAGCGUGGUGAACGAUAGAGAAAUGACCGAGACGAAGAAUUCAGGAAGUGAUAAUGAUAAUAACGACAGUGAAGUUCAAGAAAGAGAGAAUGGACAAGAAAUAGAUCAGGAUUAUUCCAGAAAUGCCAGCGUAGUAUCUUCUAUUUCUCAUUCGAUAUUAUCACCGACAACUCUAGGUGCCAAAUUGGCGAUCAUGCCGAGACAAAAAUUACUACUCCCAUCCAAUAUGGAUAAUCAUGAGUCUAUUGAUUAUGAAAUCGAUACAAAUUCCAAUAAUGAAAGCUAUAGCACCAAUUACGACACAUUUGGCAAUUACAGAAGUACGCCAGAAUUAAAGCAUAGAACCGGACAAAGGAAUAUGAGCUCUUUUAGCUCAAGUGAUGCUAAUGCAUUUUUUGCCAAUAAGUCAAACAGGAACAACGAUAUCGAAGAAUACACCUACAACCCAAUAAACGGGGAUUAUGAUUCAAAUGAUUCGAGAAGUACUAUCAACAAUUCCAUGAACCAAUCGUAUAUGUAUAGGAAGAAUAUGAAUAAAUUUCCAGUUAAUAACAUAUUCAGUCCAACCAGCAACUCGUGGACAACACCGCUACAGGUUCAUCAUCAUCACUAUUAUACUACCCCUAUUAAUCAAUCAGCGACUCAGUUGGCAAAUCCAAGCCAAACCGAAAUACUGAGCCAAAUACAACUGCAAACAGGGCAGUUGCAGCACCGAGAUCCAGGCCUGAUACAAGUCCUAGAUCCGAAUCAAUCCUACAAUUUCCAUCCGCAGAACAGAGAUAUUAGUCUACCUUUGCCGUGGGAAGCAAACUCUAGCCCGCUGGAAAAAGCUUCGUACAUAUUAUCUUCUUAUUUGCAGCUAAUUAUAAAUUUUGUUGCUACAUGCUAUGCAGCGUAUUUGGUUUACUCCAUCAUUCAAACUGUUCGACAAGACAUUAAGCAUAAGCUUUCUCAACAAAUUUCAAAUGUGCUAGUGGAGAUCGAAUCUUGCAAACGCUCAUAUAAUGAUAAUAACUGCUCUCCGGACCUGAUUGUCCCUAUAUUAGAGAAGCCAUGUGCCUACUGGUUAAAAUGCAUGAAUCAAGACCCAUAUAAUGGAGGCGGAAAUAAGUCCCUGAUCAGUGCGGAAACUGUGGGGAUGAUUAUAAACUCCUUGAUAGAACCGUUAAGUUUCAAGUUCUUUCUUGUGAUGUUCGGUUUUGUAUUGCUAAUAUUCGCUUGCAAUUUUACCUUUGGGUUUAUAAGGGCAAAGAGUUACUAUGGAUGGAACAAGGAAAGAAAUGGUGCUCAACCUGCUAUUGAGAAAUAG
Molecule: messenger RNA, 1638 nt
Organism: Debaryomyces hansenii CBS767
Lineage: Eukaryota; Fungi; Ascomycota; Pichiomycetes; Serinales; Debaryomycetaceae
Exons: 1
Coding region: 1-1638 (545 amino acids)
Biological process (GO): nuclear envelope organization; lipid homeostasis
Cellular component (GO): nuclear envelope; nuclear membrane
Source: RefSeq, a predicted model, not a curated record